Molecule: messenger RNA, 1332 nt
Organism: Cinara cedri
Lineage: Eukaryota; Metazoa; Arthropoda; Insecta; Hemiptera; Aphididae
Source: the annotation of a GenBank genome assembly
AUGUCAGCCCACAAUCAAGUAGAAAAGUAUCUAUUGAUGGUCCCUCUUUAAUCUCAGAAGAUCAAGUUGAUGGCAAUAUACAUUAUGGUUAGAUAGUGGAAGGCUGUAUUCUAACAGCAUCUUCAGUUGAUAAGCGCUGUGUUGUAUGCAAGCAUGGAGACUUACCUUUGGCACAAGUGGCUCCUGAUGUGGUAUGAUGUAUGGACUGGUACUGAUAGAUGAAAUCGAUUUUUUCAAAUAUACAAACACAUUGUUUAGGUGUUUUUAGAUUUGGGAGAGGAACUAGUCAUUAAUAACAAAGAUAUUAUUCGAGAAAAAUUAUUAGGUCAUGGAGCAUUUGGGUUUUUUUUUCAAAGGGGUAUGUAAAAGAAAAAAACCCAAUCAUACUAUACAAAUUGCUAUUCAAAUUUUCCAACUUGUACCUCCAGGACUUAAUGUUAGCCAAUCUGCUGUAAUAGCUUUUAAAGAAAGUCUGUUUAAAUUAUUUCUGUUGUUGAUAAUUAUCAUAUUUUAGCAUUUGUACAAGGAGCACAAACAAAAUGGGAUACUCCAAUAAACCUGCAAAUUGUAGUGCUAGACAAGAACUAAACAUAAUCCUAAAUUUGAAACAUCUAAAUAAUGUUCCUCUAAUCAGUGUGUGUACAAAAUCAUUAGCACUUAUUCUUGACUUUCCACCAAUGGUGGCAUUGGAUCAGAUUUUAGAAACUAUCGAAGAUCAGGUUCAAAAUUUGACCCUCACAUACUACAAUAAAUUGUUUUUCAAAUUGCAAAAGCACUAGAAUACUUACAUCAGCUACAGCUUAUUUAUAGAGACUUAAAAAUUAAAAAUAUCCUUAUUUGGUCUAUCUCAGUACCACUCCGUGAUCCUUACGCAAUAAAUACACAUGUUUAAAUGGCAGCUUAAUUAUACGAAAUUAAUUUAUCAACAUGGUUAUUUUGCUUUCUUCAAAAAUUAUUUUACAGGAAUUAGUUGCCUGUCUUUACCAUCUGGCACUAAAGGAUUUGCAGGUACAAAAGGUUUUAUGGCUUCAGAAAUAAUAAAUUACAAUAGUGAAGAAGAGUAUACUGAACAAGUUGCCUGUUUUUCAUAUGGAAUAUUUAUUUAUAAACUGAUUAAAAUGCAUCAACUAUUUGAAAUUCAUGAAUCUGCAAAAGAAAGUAUUUUAGAAGAACACCGACCUGCAUUGACUUAUAGAGUAAGAAAGUCUUGAAUAAUAGUGUGAAUAAUUAUUUUUUAAACUUUGUAAACUGAAUUAUAAAGUUUUACCAAUAUGAUUCUUAAAGGAAACAGCUUAUCCAAGUUAUUUAAUUGAUUUAAUGGCAGUAUGCUAG